AUGGCGAACAGUAGCAGCGAGUCUAUCAAUCUCGACAGCCUGAGCGCUCCGCAGCUGAGCCAGGUAAAGAAGCAGCUCGACGAGGAAUUGGAGCACCUCACGUCCUCGUUCGCCCAGCUGCACGCCGCUCAGUCCCGUUUUCGGGAAUGCCUGCGCUGCCUUCAAGACAAGAAUAAGUCGGCCGUCCUCCGGGAGAAUAGCUCAAUCCUGGUGCCGCUCACCAACUCGCUCUACGUGCCCGGCACCCUCUCGAGUGCAUUCCAUGUGAUCGUUGAUAUCGGUACCGGAUUCUAUGUUGAGAAGGAGCUGAAGUCGGCAGCGGAUUUCUACGAAAGCAAGGUGGGGGAGCUUGGAGGAAAUAUUAGGGAUCUAGAGGCCAUCGUGCAGGGCAAGACGAACAACGUUCGUGUCAUCGAGGAAGUUCUAAGACAGAAGAUGGCUAUCACGGCCCAUCAAACACCACCGCCAUAG
Durotheca rogersii is the source of this 471-nucleotide messenger RNA. RefSeq names its product Prefoldin alpha subunit. The coding region runs from base 1 to 471 and encodes 156 amino acids. Gene Ontology annotation, cellular component: prefoldin complex; cytoplasm. Gene Ontology annotation, biological process: protein folding; regulation of DNA-templated transcription. NCBI's taxonomy places the organism in Eukaryota, Fungi, Ascomycota, Sordariomycetes, Xylariales, Xylariaceae. The transcript is spliced from 5 exons. The record is from RefSeq and is a predicted model, not a curated record.